CCACUCACGUAACCGACCGGACCCCCAACCAUUUCUCCAACAAACUUCAAACUUCUUAUUCUCUUCUCUUUCCUUUUCUUUCUUUCAUUCAUUCAAAUUUCCACUCUUCUUCUUCUUCUUCAUCUUCUUCUCUGCAUUCUCAUUUUUUUACAUUAGAAAAGAAACAAACAAGAACAUGACUACAGAGCUUCUUCAAAUCGAUCCUUCCGAACUCAGAUUUGUCUUUGAAUUGAAGAAACAAAGUUCAUGUUUGAUUCAACUUGCAAACAAGAUUGAUCAGUACAUUGCUUUUAAGGUUAAAACUACGUCGCCGAAGAAGUACUGCGUUAGACCUAAUAUAGGCAUCAUCAAGCCAAAGGAUAAAUGUGAUUUCACUGUUACGAUGCAAGCUCAACGCACGGCACCCCCUGAUAUGCAUUGCAAAGACAAGUUUCUUAUUAUAAGCACUGUUGUCCCCUUUGGAACUACAGAAGAUGACAUUACAUCUGAUAUGUUUGCAAAAGAUACUGGAAAGUACGUCGAGGAGAAGAAACUGAAGGUAGUCCUCAUCAGCCCACCAUCUUCACCAGUUUUGCUACCAGUAAAUGGUGAUAUCAAACAGGAUCCGUCCAACCAAAUUAAUGUGCUAAAAGAUAGGGUGCCCAGUGGAAUUGAAAACAUACCUCCACCUCUAAGAGAUUCAGAGGAAGUUAAAGGUUUGGAACCAGCCUUGGAUACAAGAGAGGAUAAAACAGAUGAGGUUAUAGUCCCAAGGCAUGCUGAAAAUGUGGGUGAUAUGAGCCCAGAAAAAGAUGAUGUGCAGUUGAAUUUAGCCAAGAGUUGUGAGGAAUUGAAGUCAAGGCUUUCUAUGAUGGAUUCCAAGCUAAGAGAGGUUAGAGAUCCUGAAUUUAGAUCAAUCAUCAUGACAACUGAGGCUGCCGUGAUGAAGUUGAAUGAGGAGAGACGCGCAAACAUUAAAGAAAAAGAGUUGCUGAAGCAAGAGUUGGAGGUGUUAAAGAGGAAAAGUAAUGCAAAAGUUCAGGCUGGCUUUCCAUUACUGUUUGUCUGCAUGGUUGCUCUUGUCGGCGUGGCAGUCGGAUACUAUAUUCAUCCAUAAGGCAUAAAACUGCUUGAGCAUAAUAGCAAAUGUUUUGAAAUCAAUUGUUUCUCUAUACUUGUUUAUUAUGAUGGUUUGACUCAAUCGAUGUUAAUGUGACAUGUGAAUGUGUUUAAAAUGAACUAAGCCUAUUAAUAGAAGAUUAUAAGGAACCUUAUGCUAUUCUCAGCUAAAA
Messenger RNA from Medicago truncatula (barrel medic), 1271 nucleotides. RefSeq names its product vesicle-associated protein 1-2. Lineage: Eukaryota; Viridiplantae; Streptophyta; Magnoliopsida; Fabales; Fabaceae. The transcript has 8 exons. Gene Ontology annotation, biological process: endoplasmic reticulum membrane organization. The coding region runs from base 176 to 1096 and encodes 306 amino acids. The record is from RefSeq and is a predicted model, not a curated record. Gene Ontology annotation, cellular component: plasma membrane; endoplasmic reticulum membrane.